UCAGUUCAGUUGCUUUGAAUUCGCCGAUCUGUCAAAAUCGCUUAGAAAAAGAAAAAUAACGAUUGCGGAGAGAACGGAUGUGAGAACAAAAAAUAAAUUAAUUGAAAUUAAUUUCCUUUCAUUUAAAUAAUACAAAAUUAUCAACAAAAAUAAUAAUAAAACAAAGGAAAUAUUAAUUUAAAGAAAAAGAGAAAGAAUUCAAAUUUGUUUAAAAAGAAAAAUAUCAAAAAUUUUUCUUCUCACUACCGUGGACGGGAGGAAGUAAUCAUUCGCAACUAAAAUAAAAAAAAUAAAACCCAGAAACAGAAAGGCAGACUAUAGAAAAAAAUAGCAAGCAAUUUCCUAAAAAAAAGUAAAUAAAAGAAGGAAAAUAAAUUCUCUCGCCGUUCGUCGUCGUUGUCGUCGUUCUCGUUGUGGUUUCCAAGAGAACUCCCAAUCUAAUUCUAAGUUAGGUGGAGCUCCCCACGGGAAACACUUGAAAACAGUUUAUUAUUGUUGUUGUUGUUGCUGCAUCGUUUCUGUCGUCAUCGUUGCCGUUUUAUCAUUAGAUAAUAAAUUUAAGCAAAAAGCAAAGCAAAAAUAUCAAAAAGAAUCAAGGGAAUAAAAGAAGUGCAAUAAAUUUUAAAAUAGUUCAGUUGUUUAUGUGUUUUGUUGUUAUUUGGCAAAAUCAAUGCAAGGAAUGCAUCUGAAUAUGAUUGUUUUUAAUUCUGCAAGGGAUAACAAUUUGGCACUCUUAAAGAGUUGUUUUGAAGGACGUUCCUCAGAAGAGAUCGCAACAUUAGUUUCAGCCAAAAUGGGUGGCGCAACUCCUUUAGUUAUAGCAUGUCGUCAUGGGCAUUACGAUAUUGUAGAAUAUUUAUUAACCAAAUGCUUUGCGGAUGUUGAACAAGUCGGUUCAGUUACUUUCGAUGGGGAAACGAUAGAAGAUGCUCCACCAUUAUGGUGUGCGGCAGCCGCAGGUCACAUAGGAAUAGUUAAGUUAUUAGUAAGACGUAGUGCUAAUGUAAACAGUACGACAAGAACAAAUUCCACACCUCUAAGGGCAGCCUGCUUUGAUGGCCACUUUGAUAUUGUUAAGUAUCUAGUAAAUAAUGGUGCAGAUUUUGAAGUAGCAAAUAGACACGGUCACACAUGCCUCAUGAUCGCCUGCUAUAAAGGUCAUUUCAAAAUUGCCCAAUACCUUUUGUCACUGAAUGCCGAUGUGAAUCGAUGCAGCGUUAAAGGUAAUACCGCUCUACACGACUGCGCCGAAUCUGGUUCAUUGGAAAUUCUGCAACUUUUACUAAAACACGGAGCCACAAUGGACGUAGACUUUUAUGGUAUGACACCUCUGUUGGCGGCUAGCGUGACGGGUCACCUGGCUAUUGUUGAGCAUCUUAUUAGUUUGCCCACUGUUAAGCGUGAGGAUCGAAUCAAUGCUCUCGAAUUACUAGGAGCCACCUAUGUAGACAAGAAACGUGAUAUGUCGAGUGCGCUGUCGCUAUGGCGUCGUGCUAUGGAGGAUCGAAAUUUUGAACCAAAAAUACCAAAGAUUGUCAGUGAACCGAUAGCUGCCUACGAAUAUGCCACCGAAGUUACAAAUAUUGACGCACUGGAUGAAUUGGUUAUGGAUCCAGAUGAGAUGAGAAUGCAAGCAUUGGUGAUUCGACAGCGAAUACUCGGACCAACACAUCCAGAUACUAGUUAUUACAUUAGAUUUAGAGGAGCACAUUACGCUGACGCAGGCCGAUUUGAUCGAUGCAUUGAACUAUGGACGUAUGCUCUUACAAUGCAACAGAAAAUCUUGCAACCGCUGAGUCCUAUGACACAAUCAUCAUUACUCUCGUUUGCUGAAUUAUUUAGUUUUAUGUUAGUCGAAGCCGGACGUGCGUUGCCACGCGGCCGUAAGGUACCACCAAUCGAAGCUCACGAUAUGCUGAUGAUUUUCAAUAAGGCUGUAUUAGAAGUAGAACGAGGACAAGUUAUGUACCAUGAACAAGUAAAACAAUCAUCAACAAUGCCAUCAUUGGAAAACGAUCCAAAUGCCUUGAGUCGUGCACUUGUGAGUGCACUUCACAUUGGUUGUUUAUUGGCACGUCUAGUCGACGAUGAAAAAUUUAGUCCGAAAAUGAAGCGUGAAAUUCUUAUUGCUCUUUAUAAGUUAAAUAGUCUGAAGGUUGUGGUGCGUUCGGGUAGGACGGCUCUUCAUUAUGCCUGCUAUCGGGAAGGUACACUUGUUGGUAGAUAUCCAGCUUGUCAAUUUCCAUCGCCUGCUCUAGCGAAAGCAUUACUCAAAGUCGGAGCCGAUCCGAAUGCAAAAGAUGUUGCGGGCAAUACACCAUUACAUUUGGCCGCAACUGCACAAGAAAACUCACGAGUAUUGGUGGCUCAGACGUUAUUAGAACAUGGUGCACAUUUGGACACCAAAAACGCCCACGGUGAGACAUUUGAAUCCCUACUGGAAAACCAGAAAAUUCAUGAAAUUGUCAAUCCCGUCAAGUAUACAACACUUAAAUGUCUUGCAGCCAAAACAAUACAAAAACAUCGAAUAAAAUACGAUAAGCAAGUUCCCGAAUCCCUAAAUAAAUUCAUAGAAUCGCAUUAAGUUAAGAAUUAAUCCUGAGAGAGAGAAGAAGAAGAAUUUAUCAACAAAAUAAAAACCAAACCAACAAUAAUAAAAAUAAUUAACAAUCAGUUAUUUUUUGACCGAGCUCUAGUAUUUGAAUGAACGGCAGCAAAAGCAACCCGGCGGCGCAGCGCGGAUGCAGUGGCGGCAGCAUAUAUGGAAUCAAAGCGCGGUUCCUGAUUUGUCUCAAUACAGUUUUAUAAUUGUAAAGGAAAAAAACAAUUCUUUGGAAGCAUGAUGAAAACAUAUUUUUGUCCUACCUGUUUAAAACGAUGUAAAAAAAAACAAAAUCAGAUAGGAAGAGAAUUAUUAAUUAAUUGAGCAACAAAGUAGUUUUUUUUUUUGAAAAACAAACAAAGAAAAGUGUUGUUACUUUGUCUUUUUUGGUCUUUAUAUUUGUUUGUUGUUUAAGUUUGCCCAGAAAGCCUUGUUCAUAUACAUUUAAAACAAGACUUGUAUUUAGUUUCUAUUUUUCUUUAUUAUUCUUAUUUUUUUUCUUCUUCUAAACAAAUUAUUUUCUUGUCUUUUUUUUGUUUAUUUAUUUUUAACUUUUUUAAAAAGGUUUUAAGCUUUUUUUUUCAUUACUUAGAUAGAACUCGAAAAAGCGCUUUAAAAUUAUAGUCUUGAAAGCUAUUUUAGCUUGAAACAAAUUGUUUAUCUAUUUCGAAAAAAUAAUCCUGUGUCAGGAUUUUAACUAGAUUUGAGUAGAUAUGUAAAUGUCAUGUCAUAUGUCACUAUUUUAAAGUGCAAAUAAAAGCAUUUGUGAAAAGAAGAACUUGUGUUGAACUUUAUGAGAUUGAUCAGAGCUUAAAGCACAUGAAAAUUCAAAUUUAAAUAUAUUGCCAAAUUAAAUGGAAUGGAAUUUACUUGAAUUCAUAUGAACUUUAAUUAACAUAAGUACGUUUGAAAAGUAUGCAUUUCGAAUGUACUUUAAACGAGACAUCCUUUGAUAUGAAAGAACUCAAAUAAAUCAAUCCAACUGAAGGCUUCUUUUUUAUUCUCACAAACAAUUGCCCCAUUAACAAAAUCAGAAUAAACAAAACUGAGAUUUUUUAAGCACUAUAUUGAAGAAAGGAACAAAAUUGACAAAUUGUUUGCUAGAUUACGCAUUCACUCUGACUAAAAGCCUCUAUGACUUUGUCGAUUAAUUUUUCAUAAUGUCUGUACUCUUUUCAGAAUUAUAGUUUCUCUUCUGGAAUGAAUAUAAAAGUGGGCGAUUAAAAAUAGAAGUAUUCGUUUGUAGACUGAUUAUCGAAAAUUGAGCAAAACUUAACUAGAACAAGAUUCUAAGAUUUUUUCCAAGAAGAAGCUUGGAUAUUAAAUCCUAGUAUAAAUAUAGGCUUGAAAAUCAAAAGAUAACGUUGAAAAUAAGUCUUGAAUUCUUAUUAUUUAAUUUUUGCAGCUGAGUUCCAUUUUCAUGUAUAAGUUCUUCUCUCUCUUCAAAGCACUUUCAAUCUGUUUGAAAAAUUAAUUAUCAAAAGAAGUCAUUUAUUGACAUCAAUAUGCAUUCUUCUAAUCACUUUUAUAGUCAACAACCUUCGAAAAUACCGACAGACUUGUGAAUAAAUGUUCUUUCUAAAUUAAAGACACGCAAAAAAGCUUAUCUGCUUAAAUUUGUUUCCUUUUUGUAAAUUAUUAUAAAUUAUCAUUUUUUAGCGUUCUUAGUUAAAUAAAUCAUUUAUUUUUCCUUAAUUAAAAGUAUAUACACACAUACAAAUACAUUUAAUAUUUUUUUUGUUUUUUAGUGAAAAUUUUUAUUUUUAUUUUGUUUUAUACUUUCAAAUAAAUUUACAUACAUACAUAUAUUUUUUCAUAAUAGAAAACAAAGCUUCUUAUUUUGUAAAUAAAUGUAACAACAUAAAUUUCAAAUUUUCCUUAAAUGAAUGUUCAAUAUCAUACUUACAGUCAAUCGCUUGUAAAUAUUCUGUUCUAUGCAAUUGAAUGAUCUUUUAGCAUUAUGCAAAAAGGCAUAGUGUGCAAGCUUCCAUUUUUGGUUCAUAAAGACAAAGGUCUUUAAGACAUGGUCUAGCAUCACUGAAAUAGUCAUAAAAAGAUCAGUUUGGUUUAUUAUUUAAAAACCUUAAAUAAGUUGGCAAUAGUUUUAUUAUUGUUUCAUAUACAGACUGUGUAUUUUUCAUUAUUGGUUUAUUUCCUGCAGAUAACAUCCAGUGCUUUAAAUAAAUAAAUAAAUAAUUAUUACCAUAUGAAUACGAUUUUAUAAAUUUUCUCAAAAAAGAACCAUAAAAUAUCUCUAUAAUUUAAUUGCUUUUGAAAUAAGAAAUAAAAUAAUAUUAAAUACAAAAAAAUAAAGCAAACACAAACAAAAAAUGUAUUAAAUAAUCAUUUAUUAUUAAAAAUAAUAUUAAAAUAUAUAUUUAAUAAUAAUUUAGCCUAACACAGCAGAUUCCAAUAUAUAUAUAUAUUAAUGUAUAUAUAUAUACAUCAAAAUGAUGAAAAUAAAAACAAAAUAUAAAAUAAUAAAAAGAACGAAUAGAAACAAAAUUAAAAAUGAAAAAUAAAAACAAUACAAAAAUACACAAAACAAGGAACACAUCUCUCAUGAGCAUAUUAUAUAUAAUAAUAAAUAAAUGUACGACUUAUCGCAUAUAGGAUUAUAUUUUCUUAUUUAGUAAUGUAAGUAUACAAAACAAUGUGAGCAUAAGAAAUAUGAACGAAAAUAAAAUAUAUAAAUAUAUAAAUAAAAAUAAAAACAAAAAAAGUAAACAAUAGAAGAAAUAAAAAUAUACAACAAAAAAACAAUCGUAUUUAGAAUGAAAUCCUCAUUGGAAUUUCAUUAUAAUAUAUGAUAGAAAUAAA
Eupeodes corollae is the source of this 5422-nucleotide messenger RNA. RefSeq names its product protein fem-1 homolog CG6966. Bases 671 to 2584 code for a protein of 637 amino acids. NCBI's taxonomy places the organism in Eukaryota, Metazoa, Arthropoda, Insecta, Diptera, Syrphidae. Gene Ontology annotation, molecular function: protein binding. The record is from RefSeq and is a predicted model, not a curated record. The transcript is spliced from 7 exons.